Messenger RNA from Musca vetustissima, 528 nucleotides. It is a transcript of the gene RYBP, whose product is annotated as YY1-associated factor 2. Gene Ontology annotation, molecular function: transcription coregulator activity; DNA binding. Gene Ontology annotation, biological process: positive regulation of DNA-templated transcription. The record is from RefSeq and is a predicted model, not a curated record. Gene Ontology annotation, cellular component: nucleus. The coding region runs from base 49 to 522 and encodes 157 amino acids. Lineage: Eukaryota; Metazoa; Arthropoda; Insecta; Diptera; Muscidae. The transcript has 2 exons.
AUUUUGGAAAAUCCAGAACAAGAUUCGCAUUUAGAAAGAAAUUCUAUUAUGGAUCACAAGAAGUCGCCGGUGAGAAGAAAGCGACAAUCGAAAGUCAUUGAAGAAAAUUUCUGGGACUGCAGUGUUUGCACGUACAGGAACUCGGCCGAGGCAUUUAAAUGUCGUAUGUGUGACGUACGCAAAGUGGCCUUCGACCGUUUUCUAGGUACUUCGACACGUAAACCACGCCUUAAUUCUGCACUCGUUGCCCAACAAGCUGCCACACUUCCCGGUGCAUCUGGAACCAUGCCGAAUGGCAACAAGUCUGCCUCAGGGUCACGUCACAGUUCGGGUCACGACAAACAUAAACAUAAAAAGUACCCAGCCCGUUUGAAAAAUGUCGAUCGCUCCACAGCCCAGACAAGAGAGGUGACAGUGAAUUCCGUGACGGUUUUCAUAACUGAAUACAAACCGAAACCGAUGGGUAGCAGACGGGAGUCAAGCGAGCAAAGUUUCAGCGAGAGCAACGAUUCUAGAAGUUAAGCAACC